Molecule: messenger RNA, 2779 nt
Organism: Ceraceosorus bombacis
Lineage: Eukaryota; Fungi; Basidiomycota; Exobasidiomycetes; Ceraceosorales; Ceraceosoraceae
Source: the annotation of a GenBank genome assembly
AUGAGAUCCUCGCUGCUCAUUUGGCCGGCACUUGGCAUAGCGCUGGCCGCGGGCAGCGCAGCUGCUUUACCCGCCGACCGAGCAGCAACCUCCAGCAGUGGGCUGAUAUCUCGCAUUCCCAGCUCAUCACGUUCCACGUCUGUCGAAAGCCCUUCCAACACGGCUUCGAAGUCGAUCUCUUCGAAAAGCGCCAGCACGACCUUCGCGGCGCCCAGCACCAGCAACGUGACGAACAGCAACGGCACGAUUGUUACCAAGGACGCGCCUCCACAAGCGUCUGCCUGCACUGCUUUCGCAGCCUACCUGCCAACUCUGCUUUCCAGCGGCAAGGCUACACCCGGUGGUACCAAGCUCAAAGUGAAAAAUUCCCUAGCAGCGUACUAUCAAGGUGUCAAUCCCAGCACAAAGGAGCUGAUCGAUCUGAUUCCUGAUGGCGCUUUUGGACCCAAAGAUUCAAAGAAGGGCGCCAUCAACGGUGCUGGAGAAUGGGAUACGACGGAUGUCAUGAUGGAUAAAGGUUAUGGAGAGGCGGAUCUGGUGGAGCAGGCCGCUUUGGGUCUGCUGCCGCCCUUUUGUCGUAUCGGCGGCAGCAUUGAGACAAGCGAUUCUAGUCAGACAUGGUUCGAAGUCUGGCUGCCGUUACCUCGUGAUGGUCUGCAAAACGGCACGUUCGGUGACAGCUCGAUUGCGCCAAACAUUUCUUCGCCUCUCGUGCGCGUAGAGCCUCUCAUUCUUGCCAAAACAUGGAGGCAAAAAGACCCGCUGGUUGCUUCUUCAUCAUCCACUCCUGUACCGACAGCAGCGGCAUUUAGAAGUGAGAAUCCAGCCCUCCAGCAUGUCCUCGCCCGAAGUGACUCACCGUCUCUCGAGGACGUCACUGCCUUUGAAACGGCGCUGCCAUUCCCAAGCGCUGCUUUAAGCCCCAGUGCCGUCGACUUCAUCACUUCCGGCGAGGGAAGCACUGUUUCUGAUUCCCCUUCAGCCGCCGCCUCCAGUGUACAGCCCCUGCUGCCAAAAGUAGUACACGCAACGUCCAAGAAGCCAGACGGCCUUCCUGCAUCUGGCGGCAACUGGCGGGGCCGAAUGCUUCUGAUCGGCACAGGCGGUCAAAAGGGGACCGUCAUCUACCCUGAGCUCAAACAAGUCCUGACGCGAUACAGAGAAGCAGCGGCAGGCACCAACGCUGGUCACUGGGGCUCAGGGUCCGACACUACGUGGACUAUCCAAUCUCCAGAGUCUCAAAACGACUUUGGCUACAGAGGCGUGCACGUAUCGACCCUGGCUAGCAAAGCGGUCGUGUCGCAAUUUUACGGUGCCAAAUCAUUCGGCACAGACAGGGCGAACACCAAAGACGCCACUGGCCUCACUUUCCGCAGCUAUUUCAAGGGCUGCUCUACCGGCGGCCGACAGGCGAUGGUCAGUGCACAACGCUAUCCACAAGACUUUGACGGAAUCAUGGCUGGCUCGCCGGCAAUCGACUAUAAUUAUCUCAACGCGUACCAGAUCCACGUCAACAGCUUCCAAAAUGAUACCUCGUCGCCUAGGUACAUUCCUGAGGAGCUGUACGCGACUAUUCACGAAGCAGCGCUCAACCAGUGCGACGCCAUGGACGGACAGAUGGAUGGCAUCAUUGGGGAUGUCUUCAAUUGCGACCCACACGACUACGUCCCUAGGCUUGCAUGCGACGCCCAGGAGAGCGUCGCGGCAGAUUCGACCAUCAUUCCAACGAUCGCUUCCGAGUCUGAUGCAGUGAAGCUGACUGCACGAAGCAGGCAGGCCAAAUUAACGGGUAAUAAUGGCCUCAUACAGCUUGACAACAUCACUUCAAGCGAUACCCCUUCGUGUCUGACCCAACCUCAAAUCGACAACUUGUACGAUAUCUAUGAAACCUUCAAGAUCGGCGACACGCUUGUACGUACCCUCGCCCCGCGCGCACAUUGACGCUGCUCACUUCUUCGCGUGUUGAUUCCUACUGUAGAUUCAUGAACCCGUCCUCCCCGGCUCAGAGACGGGCUGGACAGUCCUGGAUGGCGUAGGCGGAGUUCCUUUCCCCGCUGCUCCCGGUUGGUUCAAGUAUCAGGUUCUCAAUAUCACAGAUAAGAACGCUGCUUUCAAUCCUUACACUCAAGUCACGCCGGAUGUCAUUUUUCAGGGCCAGCAAGCAGACGCAGGAGGCACCAUUGGUUUCAACACAAAUUUGAGACCUUACUUUCAAAAAGGAGGCAAGCUGGUCCAUUACCACGGCUUGGCAGAUCAAUUGAUCCCCAGCGGGAGCAGCUUCAGGUAUCACAAGCUGGUGACGAACAAUUAUUCGCGCUUUUCCAGCAGCUACAAAUUCUUUCCCAUUCCAGGCAUGAACCACUGUCGUUCGGGCGAUGGCGCCUUCAACUUUGGUUCGGCCGGUCAGACGGAUCAAGCUGGCUGGAGACCGUUGAGCUACGAUGCUAAUCACGAUUUGACCCUCGCGCUCUUCAAAUGGGUGGAGCAAGGCACAGCUCCCACUUCUAUCAUCGGUGCUGCGUACAAGAACAGCACGACCGAGACGAUCGGAAGCUACUCCUCGGAUGUUCUAGCACCGCGUCCGUUCCAGAACGGUAAGUGUUCCGAGUGCGCAAAUGUUUCUGCUGAUGGAAGGAUCGGGCUGACUGCUUUGCCGUCAUCACAAAUUAUGAUCCCCUCAGGUGUAAAGCUUACGAGACGCUUCUGUCCGUGGCCCAAAACGGCGCAGUUGGUCGACAACAGUCGAAGAGGCGUCGCAGAAGGCUACAAGUGCCAGUGA